AUGUUUCCGUGCAAUCCACGUAAAAAAUGGACGUGGCGCUCACCCAAUGGCAAGGAACUCAAUGAAAUUGACUACAUACUCACAAACCAACCAAGAUACAUAAAAAAAUUUGAUAUAAUAAAAAAUUUAAACUUUAACACUGAUCACAGAAUGAUACGUUGUGUGUUAUCUUUAGAUUUGAAACCAAAAAGAAGGAAAAUAAAACCUGUUGUCUACACCAGAAAUUUACCAACGUUAUCAAAAGAUGAUGCUAGUUAUUGGGAAAACAAAUUUAUGAAAGCUGUUACUGCGUCUACCGUAGUUCAAAAUCAAUAUGAUAAAUUAGAAAUAGAAUUACAAAAGCUUAUGAAGCAGUUGCCACGUGAAAAGAAACAGCCAAUUAACUAUAUCAGCGAGGAAACAAAACACCUGUUAGAACAGAGGAAAGAAUUAUGUAAGAAGAAAAGAACAACUGAAAUCAAGUCUAAAAUAACAAGAUUAAGCAAAAAAAUUAAUAGGAAUAUCACUCACGAGAAAAAAUUGACACGCAAAAAAACUUUUGAAAAAUUUAUAACAAAAGCAAGGGUCCUACGCAAGGCUUACAGAGAGCUGAGCGAUAAGACAAAGUGGACAGUGAAUAUGAAAAAUAGACAGGGAACUAUGCAAUAUAGACGUCCAGAUAUUAUAAAGGAAGCAACUAACUUCUACGCGGAGCUCUACAAUACCGAUGAAGAGACGCGCCCUUCAGGAUUUUACCUUAUGAAACCGAACGAACACAAUAUAGUAAAUAAGGACACAGAGACACCUAAUAUCCUUAUAUCAGAAAUCGAACACGCAAUAAGUACCCAAAAAAAUGAUAAAUCCCCCGGAAAAAUGAUUAAAACCUUACAAUUGAAAUUCGAAGAACAAUCAAAUGAGUUAAAAGAAAUGAAAGAAAGUAUUCCAACAAAAAUUAACAAAAAUAUUGAUGAAAAGUUCACUAUUAUAGAAACUAAACAAUUAGAAUUGGAAAAAAACACAGAAGCACAAGGACGCCGAAUUAAGCAACUAGAAAAGGUUAUCAGAAGGAAAAACUUGCUCUUUUUUGGAAUUGAAGAGACUGAAAAAAAUUAUUUCGAUCUACAAAAUAUACUGAUAAAUGUGAUAACAACCAAUAUGAAAUUAAAUUGCCGCCAGGAAGACAUAGAGUACUGUAGACGUCUGGGAAAGAAAUCUAAUAAAAUAAGACCAAUAAUUGUCACUUUCUGUACAGUCUGGAAAAAAAUAGAACUAUUGAAAAAUAAAAAAUCAUUACAAAACACCACAUACUACAUAAAAGAGGACUUUCCUCCUGAGAUCCUUGAAGAAAGAAAGAAAUUAAGCAUUCAGUUACGACAAGAAAGAGAAAAAGGAAGAAAAGCAUUCAUAAAAUAUAACAAAAUAAUAAUUCUACCUGAAAAAAAUAAGAAUGAAAAUCCGCAGCAUGACCGCAAGAAGAGAAACCUAUCUCAAUCGCCUGAAACCCAAACUAACCCUACUAAUGGAAGAAACAAUAAUUCCAAAAACAACCUAAGAAAAAUAAAU
Brenthis ino (lesser marbled fritillary) is the source of this 1542-nucleotide messenger RNA. The record is from the annotation of a GenBank genome assembly. Lineage: Eukaryota; Metazoa; Arthropoda; Insecta; Lepidoptera; Nymphalidae.